Molecule: messenger RNA, 455 nt
Organism: Piliocolobus tephrosceles (Ugandan red Colobus)
Lineage: Eukaryota; Metazoa; Chordata; Mammalia; Primates; Cercopithecidae
Product: putative HIG1 domain family member 2B
Biological process (GO): mitochondrial respirasome assembly
Cellular component (GO): mitochondrion
Source: RefSeq, a predicted model, not a curated record
AUGGCGACUCCAGGCUCCGUGACUCUGGAGGCCCCCUUUGAAUCAUUGAAGCUUUCCGUCAUUGAGGGGUAGCCCACUGUUUACAGCAAUCCAGAGGGUUUCAAGGAAAAGUUCCUUCGCAAGACGCGCGAGAACACGGUGGUACCCAUAGGUUGCCUGAGCAUGGCGGCCGCGCUCACCAAAAGCCUCUACUGCUUCCACCAGGGCAACAGCCAGUGCUCACAGCUCAAGAUGCUCGCCCGGAUCGCCGCCCAGGGCUUCACCGUCGCAGCCAUCUUGCUGGGUCUGGCUGCCACCACUAUGAAGUCUCAACCCUGAGCCCAGGGUCUUGAAACCUCUGCAGAAAUCAUUCCAAAAUCCAGGAGCAACCACUGGCCCUACCAUGGGACUUACUCCCUCCUCUCCUUUGAGAGGUCCCUGUGUCGUUGGGGGAGGAAGUGACCCUUUGUGUAACC